Molecule: messenger RNA, 2335 nt
Organism: Epinephelus moara (kelp grouper)
Lineage: Eukaryota; Metazoa; Chordata; Actinopteri; Perciformes; Serranidae
Gene: gatm
Product: glycine amidinotransferase (L-arginine:glycine amidinotransferase)
Exons: 9
Coding region: 93-1358 (421 amino acids)
Cellular component (GO): mitochondrion
Molecular function (GO): amidinotransferase activity
Source: RefSeq, a predicted model, not a curated record
GGCCCGAGAGCUGAGGCGUCUUCAUUCAUGAGCAAACGGGGAUCCUACGCUGCCGUUUGAUUUCACACACACGCUCAAUAUUACUUUGGACAAUGCUGCGGGUCAGGUGUCUGAGAGGAGGUAGCAGAGGGGCCGAGGCUGCCCAUCUGAUCGGAGCCAUGCUCGGCCGGUCGGUGACUGGAUGGGUGCAGAGGGCCUUCCAGAGCACUUCCAGUGCAGCAGCUGCACAGCCCCAGCAUGUAGCUGAAGACCUUACUGAGCCUGCACUGCAGGAAUGUCCUGUCUGCAGCUACAAUGAAUGGGACCCUCUUGAGGAGGUGAUCGUGGGUCGUGCCGAAAACGCCCGUGUGCCUCCCUUCACUGUGGAAGUGAAAGCUAACACAUAUGAGAAGUAUUGGCCCUUCUACCAGAAGUAUGGGGGCCGGUCUUUUCCUGCGGACCACUUGAAAAAAGCUGUUGCUGAGAUUGAGGAAAUGUGCAAUAUUCUGCGUCAUGAAGGCGUCACUGUAAGGAGGCCAGAGCCCAUUGAUUGGUCCCUGGAGUACAAAACUCCAGACUUCACAUCAUCAGGCAUGUACGCUGCCAUGCCCAGAGACAUCCUUAUGGUUGUGGGAAAUGAGAUUAUCGAGGCUCCUAUGGCCUGGAGGGCUCGCUUCUUUGAGUACCGAGCCUACAGACCUCUGAUCAAGGAGUACUUCAGAAAAGGUGCUAAGUGGACCACUGCUCCCAAACCCACUAUGGCUGAUGAUCUGUAUGAUCAGGACUACCCCAUCCGCACAGUGGAGGACAGACACAAGCUGGCUGCCGAGGGGAAGUUUGUGACUACAGAGCACGAGCCCUGCUUUGAUGCUGCGGACUUCAUCCGAGCUGGGACAGACCUUUUCGUCCAGAGGAGUCAGGUUACAAAUUACAUGGGAAUUGAAUGGAUGCGCCGCCAUCUGGCUCCAGACUACAAGAUCCACAUCAUUUCAUUCAAGGAUCCCAACCCCAUGCACAUUGAUGCCACGUUCAACAUCAUCGGGCCGGGACUGGUGCUGUCAAACCCUGAUCGUCCAUGUCGCCAGAUUGACAUGUUCAGGAAGGCUGGCUGGACUGUUGUAAAACCUCCGACGCCUCUGAUUCCUGAUGACCACCCCCUGUGGAUGUCCUCCAAAUGGCUGUCCAUGAACGUCCUGAUGUUGGGUGAGAAGCGUGUUAUGGUUGAUGCCAAUGAAAGCACCAUCCAAAAAAUGUUUCAGAGCCUCGGUAUCAAGACCAUAAAGGUGAACAUUCGCCAUGCCAACUCCCUGGGUGGUGGCUUUCACUGCUGGACAACCGACGUCCGCCGCCGUGGUACCCUGCAGUCCUACUUUCACUAGCCUUGCCAGAAACAGGCAGUUUUUAUUGAGCUUUAAAGAUUAAAGCCUCAGUCCGGAAUCUAAAUUCCACUUUAAUUAUUUAAUCUUCAUUGUCAGUCGACCGUGCAUGUACACACACUAAUCACAAAUCUACUGUUGAAAAAAAAAAAAAAGUUUGAAAUUUGUGUGUUUGGGUGUCAUCUGCUGCUACUCAAAGUCAAACCUGUGUGAAACAAACCUAUUAAUGGGGCGAUCUUAUUAUGACAGGUGGCACCAAAGUCCUUUUCUGGAAUGAGUCUUUAUGUCCUAAAUGAACAUGUAUGAAUUGUUUUAAUUUGACAUCGCUGUGCAUCACAGUGCCUUUGCAAACAGCUUUGUUCGGAUUCACAGUAUACAUACUACAUAUAUAUAUAGAAUUUAUAUAUAGAGUAUAUAUGCUCAAUAGCAACAAAUGAACGUAACUUUACUUCGAUCAGUAAUCUCAAUAUUAACUGCAUUUCUGGCCUGGCUAUUGUAAAGCUGAAUUGUUUGUGGCUCAAACAUCUAAGAGUCAUAACUUUAAGGACAAGGUACAAUUUGGUAUGUGAAAGUCACCAAACAAGGAGGAGAGAAGCUACCUCCUCAUGGAAACUUAAGGCACCAUAAUUUUUCCAAAGUAUUUUUUUUAUUUAAAGGAAUGUAUAAAAGUUUAUAAGUAGGUCAUUAAACAAUAUUAAUUUCUUAUCGCUAGUAUAUUAUUUUGUAAAGAUUUUAAUUGAUUCAAGAGACAAAGUUCUAUUUAUAUUUUUCAUACUCUUUAUUGGAUUUCCCGACAAUUAGUGUUUUUAUAUAUUUACUUAAAAAGUAUGCGGUCCAUAUCAGAUAUUGUAUACCUUUUGUCUUUUCUCCUAUUGCAAAUCUGGGCCAGUUAUAUGCUUGUCAUUCUCGCUGAACUUAUUGGCUGCUUUUGUGUGCAAAGCAAAAAUGCCUAAAGAAUUAAAGAUGUCUUGUUGUGAAGA